GAGUUCUUUCUUACAUACUGCAUGACCUAUCUUUUUUAUUGUUUAAAUCAAUUUGGCUCGGAAUCCUUUUUAAGAAAAGGUUAUGAGGGUGUCUACGCUCAAAAGUUUGACUUUAUUUUUCGUUGAAGUUGUUGGCUAUAGGGAAAUCUUUUGGUAUAUUGUGACCUACAAGAACGUUCAAGGGAAAACCCCAAGGGAGAGAAGUAUUAUUUGUGGUCAAAAUUUAGCUCGAAGAAUGGAUAAUAAACAGUUUCAAGGAAAAAAGGCACUUGUAACGGGAGCUGGCAAAGGAAUCGGCCGCGAAACUGCAAAAAGACUUGCACAGCUUGGUACACACGUGGUCGCACUAAGCAGGACCCAAGAAGACCUGGACUCUCUCAAAUUUGAGAUUCCAUCGAUAGAAAUAGUGCAGUGUGAACUACAAGAUUGGGAUUGCACCCGCCGGAAAGUGCAAGAAAUCGGCGCCGUGGAUUUUCUGGUCAACAACGCCGGAGUUAACAAGCUGGACAGGUUCCUUGAUGUGAAAAAGGAAGAUUUGGAUUGUAUAAUGAACGUUAACUUCAAGGCGGUAUUCAACGUUGCUCAGGUUGUCGCCGCCGGCAUGGUGGACCGGAAGUGUGGGGGUGCCAUCGUGAACGUCUCGAGUACGGCCUCCAUGCGCGGACUCGAGGAACACGCCGUGUACUGCGCGUCAAAGGCCGCCGUCGACAAGCUGACGCACGUAAUGGCGCUCGAACUCGGGAAACAUAAGAUUCGUGUGAACUCGGUGAAUCCCACUGUUGCCCUCACGGAGCUUGGUCGAAUGGCAUGGAGCGACCCGGCAAAAGCGGACCCUAUGCUGGCCCGAAUACCAAUGGGACGUUUUCUCGAGGUUUCGGAAAUUGUCGAUGCCAUCGUGUUUUUACUGAGUGACCAGGCGUCCAUGAUUCACGGAGUCAAUUUACCUGUAGAAGGCGGCCUUCUGACGAGUUAACGCCACAUGUCCGUCUCACAACGAUCGAAAGAUUUGAAUUAGUUUUGAUCUAGGGUUAGCCCAAGUGAUUUGUGCGGUGCUUUGUUAAUGUUUGAAGAAUUAUUACGGUUAAAACUUCAACCAUCGUUCUAUUGAUACGAGCCUUGCUAUGGGUUAAAUUGUGCAUAAGGUGUCGUCCCAGAUUAGCCUGUGCGGACUGCACAUGCUCAUCAGUGACGAAACUUUCCAUCUUAACUGGAAUUUUGCUAAGAAGGCAUUUCUUAUAAACGCAAAUUUCCUUAAAAGCAAAAAGUGUCGUCCCUGACAGGCUAAUCUGGGACGGUUCUUUACGCACAAACAUUAAGACCCGUUUUCCCAGAGCGAGGCUUAUUUAUUAUCACGAAUGUGUGGUGUGCCAGAAGGCGCUGUCUCUGAUGUCUUUCAUUCGAAUAGUUCGUAGAGGUUGUACAUUGAAAAAAGUGUUACACGAUCCUAAUAAUUUCCAUAUUGUUUUAAACGCAAACAGACGACUCAUGAAUAAUUUUGUAUUAGUAAUUUUGAUGAAUGAACACGGGGACACAUGGCAAGUCAAUCCUCGCGACCAUUAUGCAAUGUAUUUGUCUGCGAUAAUGUUAUUUGUUAAUAAAUUGUGCAUCAAAUAA
Messenger RNA from Dreissena polymorpha, 1614 nucleotides. Its product is annotated as L-xylulose reductase-like. The coding region runs from base 83 to 973 and encodes 296 amino acids. Lineage: Eukaryota; Metazoa; Mollusca; Bivalvia; Myida; Dreissenidae. Gene Ontology annotation, molecular function: L-xylulose reductase (NADPH) activity; carbonyl reductase (NADPH) activity. The record is from RefSeq and is a predicted model, not a curated record. Gene Ontology annotation, biological process: xylulose metabolic process; glucose metabolic process. The transcript is spliced from 7 exons.